Molecule: messenger RNA, 1128 nt
Organism: Aspergillus aculeatinus CBS 121060
Lineage: Eukaryota; Fungi; Ascomycota; Eurotiomycetes; Eurotiales; Aspergillaceae
Product: FTR1 family protein
Exons: 1
Coding region: 1-1128 (375 amino acids)
Biological process (GO): iron ion transmembrane transport
Cellular component (GO): high-affinity iron permease complex; plasma membrane
Molecular function (GO): ferrous iron transmembrane transporter activity
Source: RefSeq, a predicted model, not a curated record
AUGAUCGACGUGUUUGCAGUGCAGGUGUUCUUCAUCGUCUUCCGCGAGUGCCUGGAAGCCGUGAUCGUCGUGUCGGUCCUGCUGUCCUUCCUGAAACAAUGCCUGGGCCAACCGGGCAUGGACCUAGAGAUUCAUCGGCGACUGCGCAAGCAGGUCUGGUGGGGAUCCCUCUGCGGGGUGGUGGUGUGCCUGAUCAUCGGGGGUAUUUUUAUCGGCAUCUUCUACGGGCUGGGAAGCGACAUCUGGUCCAACUCGGAGGAUCUGUGGGAGGGAAUCUUCUACGUGAUCGCGACGGUGAUCGUGACGGUGAUGGGGCUGGCGCUGCUGAGGAUCAACAAGACGAAGCAAAAGUGGCGAGUCAAGAUCGCGCAGGCGCUGAUCGCCAAGAGCGAGGGCCGCACCCGCUGGCUGCGCGGCGACUGGGCUCGUCGGUAUGCCAUGUUCAUCCUACCUUUCAUCACCACAAUGCGCGAAGGAGUUGAGGCGGUCGUCUUCGUCGGCGGCGUCUCGCUGGGCUACCCCGCCACCGCGUUCCCCCUGCCCGUGGUCACGGGUCUCCUCGCCGGCCUCCUGGCUGGGUGGUGUAUUUACCGCGGUGGUAACGUCAUGUCUAUCCGUAUCUUCCUCAUCGCCUCCACCUGCGUCCUCUACCUGAUCGCCGCCGGUAUGUUCUCCAAGGCCGUCUGGAGUCUGCAGUUCAACGCCUUCCAGGUCAAAGUCGGCAGCGACGUGGCUGAGGAAGGCUCCGGGCCCGGCUCCUACAACAUCGCGGAGACCGUAUGGCAUGUCAACUGCUGCAACCCGGAGAUCGACAAUGGGUGGGACGUGUUUCAGGCAAUCCUGGGCUGGCAGAAUACCGGCACCUACGGGUCGGUGAUCAGCUAUAAUCUCUACUGGGUGUUCAUUAUGGUGUGUGUCUCAUGGCUGAUGUAUGAGGAACGGAAGGGCCAGAGGACGCUCGUGCACCGGUACUGGAGCUUCCUUGCCCGCGUCCCUGGAUUGAAGAGCUAUGCGGCUGGCAAGUUGUUGGAGAUGGAGGACUCGAAGGAGCAGGACCUGGUCCGACAGGUGCAGGCCUCGAUGUUUGUGGACGACGUGGUGCAGACUGUUCUGGAGCCAACUAAAUAA